UCUACCCACCCUAAUUUCAUCGCCUCAAUUGUUCAAAAACCUCUUGGGAUUAAUUAUUUGUUAGUCUCCAAGCUCAAGACUUCCUCAAUUUCCCUGUUAAAAGAUCCUGGAAAAUGUUAAACAAAAGAGCUAAAGUACACUCACUGUUGUCCAUGUUUAUGGUUUUAUUAGUACUAAAUUUUAGCUUGUCUCAAGUUGAUGAACUCAAGCUGCUCUUAUCCUUCAAAUCUUCAAUCAAUGAUCCAUCUGGCUUCCUCUCCAACUGGAAUUCCUCUACCCCGUUGUGCCUGUGGCAUGGAAUCACUUGCAACAAAUUUUCCAAGGUAAAGAUAAUUCAACUCACUAACAAAAAUAUUUCUGGGGCAAUUUUAUCUUCAAUCUUUCAUUUGCCUAAGAUUGAGAGUAUCGAUCUUUCGACCAACAAUCUCUUUGGUGAAAUUCCGUAUGACAUGGCUUUUUCUAUGUCACUUCAAUAUCUUAAUCUUAGUCAAAACUAUUUAACUGAUACAGUUCCAAACUGUUCAACUUCAUUGGAAAUAUUGGAUCUUUCAGCUAAUAGCCUUUCAGGGAAAAUUCCACCACAAAUUGGAGUAGAAUGUUCAAAUUUAAAAGAACUUGAUCUUGGUGGCAAUUAUUUGGUAGGGAGAAUUCCAAGCUCCAUAUCAAAUAUCAGCAGUUUGCAAGCCUUGACUCUUGCUGGUAACAAAUUGAUUGGCCAAAUUCCUCGUGAAUUAAGCAAACUGAAGAGCAUGAAGUGGAUUUACUUUGGCUAUAACCACCUUUCUGGCGAAAUUCCGCAAGAACUUGUUGAUUUAGUUUCUUUGAAUCAUCUUGAUCUUGUCUACAACAAUCUCAAUGGACAAAUUCCAUCCUCGCUAGGAAACCUCACCAAUCUUCAAUACCUCUUCCUCUACAGAAACAAGCUCACAGGUUUGCUUCCUCGAUCCAUUUUUGGCCUCAAAAAGCUUGUCGAACUUGAUCUUAGUGAAAAUUAUUUACUUGGUGAGAUCCCAGAACUCAUAAUUGAGUUGCGAAGCUUGCAGGUUCUUCAUCUUUACUCCAACAACUUUAUUGGUAAAAUUCCAAAUGCUUUAGCAUAUUUGCCUUAUAUUCAAGUUGUUAGUUUUUACUCAAAUAGCUUGACUGAAGAAAUUCCUUCUUCGAUCUGCAAUACAAGUUCCAUUGAAGUGCUAGACCUAUUUGAUAACAACUUAAGUGGGAUCAUUCCACCAUGUCUAGGAAACUUCAGCAAAGGUCUUUCAAUCUUAGAUUUGGAGAUGAAUAGCUUUCAUGGAACCAUCCCUGAAACUUUUGGUGAGGACUGUGGGUUGAGGAAUCUCAACUUAAAUGGAAAUAAAUUGGAAGGAUCUUUACCACGAUCUUUGGCCAACUGUAAAAACCUAGAAAUGAUGGAUAUUGGUGACAACAAGUUAAAUGGUGCAUUCCCUUAUUGGCUGGAUACUCUGUCAAAAUUACAAGUUCUUGUUUUACGGUCAAACAAAUUGCGUGGUAUCUUACAAAGUUCCAAAACCAUCCAUCCCUUUCCCAAGUUACGGAUUCUUGACCUUGCUAAUAAUGAAUUCACUGGUCCUAUGCCCAAAGGCAUAAUAAAGAACAUGAAGGCCAUGAUGAAUCUAGGUGAACAGCAUAGUUCUUUGCAAUAUAUGCAAGGAAGAUACUAUAGUUAUCAUGUAAAUUUGACAGUGAAAGGGUUUUACAUUAAACUUCAUAUCUUGACAACAUUCACAAGCAUUGACCUCUCAAACAAUAACUUUCAUGGAGAGAUUCCAAAUGUUAUUGGAAAGCUUAGUUUACUUAGAGGACUCAACCUUUCUCAUAACAGUCUUAGUGGUCAUAUCCCAAUGUCAAUGGGAAAUUUGGCCAAUCUCGAAUGGUUAGACCUCUCUUCAAACCAGCUCACCGGUCAAAUUCCUGAUCAAUUGAAAGAUAUGACAUUUCUUGCUUUCUUAAAUCUUUCGUAUAACCAACUCACAGGACCAAUUCCUCAAGGCAAACAGUUCAAUACAUUUGAAAAUGGCUCAUACGAAGGAAACUUGGCACUAUGCGGUUUGCCAUUGUCAAAGUCUUGCAAAAACGAUGGGAGAAAACAAUCAUCUCCAUCAUUCUUGAAAGAGGCAAAUGACUCAGAGACUGAGAUCAAUUUUGGCUGGAAAGUUGUGUUGAUGGGAUACGGAUGUGGAAUAAUAUUCGGUGUCGUUAUCGGAUAUGUUACUUUUAGAAAUGGUGAACCAAAAUGGUUUGUGACAUUGUAUGGAGUCAAAUAUCAUCGAAAGGGAAGAAGAUGCUCACGGAACUAGUCAAUACAGAUGACUUUCAAAGUUAUUGCAACAUGUGUUCUCUGUACUCUAUUUUAGUUGUUUUCAUGGACAUGUCUUUGUAUUUUGCUAUUAGUACUAGUUAUUACUGUAAUUAAAUAGCCAUGUGCUUCCUCAGCAAAUACAUGGCAGUGAAGUGUGGUUGCUGG
Molecule: messenger RNA, 2485 nt
Organism: Theobroma cacao (cacao)
Lineage: Eukaryota; Viridiplantae; Streptophyta; Magnoliopsida; Malvales; Malvaceae
Molecular function (GO): protein binding
Source: RefSeq, a predicted model, not a curated record